AAUGCCGUGCCGGAUACACAACUGGGACUCAGCGCCGAAGAGAUUCAGCUGCUUCGGCAAGGCCAGGCGGCUUUGGGAGGCGGCGGAGGUUCGGCAAGCUCUAGGGCAGCCAGCAGAGCCAGCAGCCAAGGUCUCUUGAUGCUGGAUAGCUCAUCGCUAUCAGCCCUGGGGCGAUAUUUUGAUCGAUUGAUGGCCGGCAUCGAGCAGAACAUCCGCCAUCUCAGUGAACAAGCCCAAAUGUUCACACAGGUUCAAUACGACCGAGCCGGCAACAUCAUUGACGGCGCCGAUGCCGAAAUUGCACGAUAUAUGGACAUCUUGCGGCAGCUUGAUGAACUCGAGGUCGAUUUCGACAGGAUAGCCCAUAUCAAGGAGAUUGUCAAGGGAUACAGAUCAAGGGUCGAAACGCUAGAGAGAGAUUUGGAGAGUAGCGGUGGCUCGUCAAGCCGACACAAACAU
This is a messenger RNA of Trichoderma harzianum CBS 226.95, 459 nucleotides long. RefSeq lists its product as hypothetical. Gene Ontology annotation, biological process: endosome organization. NCBI's taxonomy places the organism in Eukaryota, Fungi, Ascomycota, Sordariomycetes, Hypocreales, Hypocreaceae. Gene Ontology annotation, cellular component: BLOC-1 complex. The transcript has a single exon. The annotation marks the transcript as partial. The record is from RefSeq and is a predicted model, not a curated record.